AUGAACAAUGCACCGACCAUGGCCCGGCCCCACGAAUACACCUCUCUCUGGUGGCCCGAGGAGAGAAUUAAGGCCACACUCGAUACCAAGUACAUCAUUAGCCGUCUACGACCCGAGAGUGUUCCUCGGCUUUUUGAUCUUCCCCGUUGGGGUGAGGGUCUGACGAGCGAGACCUACAUGGAAUGGAUUAUGACCAAAGCUGGCCGUCUCUUCUUGAUACUCAACGAGAUAGGGAUCCCCGAUCGUAUCUUCGCUCUUGUCGACGAGUCACGCGAUGAUGAUGACCUACCAAUGGCCGAACAGAACAUCGAUCUUCUGUGCCUUUCUCCCUACGGCAACGAUCCUACCCUCGAUGCAAGCUUUUUCCAUACCCAAUGGCGCUUUCUGGUCCGCGGGAUCUCUGAAGGCGAACACGUUGCCUAUACAGCAAAUGAAGGUGUUCCGGUGGAGGUAGCACGAGCUGCGACAAGCAGCGGAAUACAAGGCAGGGACGAGACAGUCGAUAAAGUGGUCCUGUCCGGGACAGUGUGUCGUGUCUUCUUGCGCACCCGGGUCCAAGUUGGUGGCGCACCGCAUUUCUUCUCCUCGGACGAAGUACUCGAAGAAAUUCGAUCUUUGAGGAAACUCGCCCAUCAGCAUGUCUUCUCGAUCUAUGCUUCAUAUUUCGUCGACGAUACUGUCUGUGUGCUGUUUACUGGGGCCGAAACAGAUCGCACCCUGCAAAGUUUCUUGAGCGAUGAACCUCUGACCUUCAAACGCCUACCCAAGGAGGAGCGCCGGCAGACUCUCAUCACCUGGCCUCAUUGUCUCGUAUCUGCAUUGUCCUGGCUGCAUGUUCGCGGCCAUUCCCAUACUGCAAUUCGGCCUUCCAACAUUCUCGUCGACCCAGACUUCAAUAUCAUUCUGGGCCAAUUCCAAGCCCUCGAUUCUCUUCUUGCGCCGCCACGAGUUAACGGCCUCGAGUCUUAUCAAUACUCUGCUCCCGAACGCUGGAUUCACACUGCCGCUGCACCCGCUCAUCCAGUGCAGCAAGCACCGAGCAAAGUGAUCCUUCCUUCGGGGGGUCGAACUGGGCGGCGGAAGAAGCCCGUUCGACUUGCCCUGGCACCACUCAACGAAACUGGGAGCCCACCAUCAUCACCAGACAACCCUCGACCAGACUCUGCCGCAUCCAAGGGAACCGUUAUUCAUCUUGGACUCCCAAGAUCCCCAUCUCGCUUCUCCUUUGCUUUUUCAUCAUCUUCCUCCUCGUCUGCUGCAUCCUCAAAUUACACUUCCACAAACUCCGCUUCGACCGGCUCCCCAAAACAAAGCAGUCCCCUCUGGUCCAAAAGACCCCGAAGCCUCUUCCCAAUCCCAUCACUAAGAUCAUCGACCUCCUCAUCAUCAUUAUCUUCAACGAGCUCCUCUCUAGUCGCUCCGCCCCCCCUCGACUCCUUCAACUACCCUCCCAACCUGGCACUCAACCCAAACCUCGCAAUCAUCCGCAGAUCUCUUCUCCCUCGCCGCCAUCAUUCUCGAAAUUCUUACCCACCUCUUGCCCGCAACCGCUCCGCCGGUCGUGGCGGCGGAAUGGCAGACGCCUCAUUCCAUCUCGCCCGCAAUUCAGUCCAGGUACAAUCCUGGAUUGCCCUGCUAGAAGGUGACGCGCUGAAACGAUGCCGACGAGAUCGCGGUAGUGACCGCUUCUUCUACGCCGUUCCUCGCAUGCUCAUUGUACUUCGCGCGAUGCUCUCCCCCGAACCGGAGAAGCGGCCGUCCGCAAGCAGAGUGAAGAAGUGUUUUGGGGCGGCGAUUAGGGAAAUCCCGUCUACACGUGGCCCUGCUGUUCCACUUCAUUGUAUCUCGGCUCCGAAGCAGGAGAAGAGCGCACCCAUCAAGGCAUGGCCGAAAGAGGCGGAAGUCAUUGUGGAGAUGGAUAAGAAGAACAACAGAGCGAGCAUGGUUAAGAGGCAGGCUUCCGUGCCUAUCUUGACGAAGGCGAAAGCCGAGUCGGUUCUUUCCUCGUCGUCGGUUUCCGAGUUUGACUUUGGGUUUUCGGAGGCUGCUAGUGAUAGUGAGACCAAUCCGGAGGAAUUGCAGGAUGGAUUUGAGGAUGAAAUUGAUCCUUCUAUUUUGGAUGAUUUUGAGCCAAUUGAACCGGUCGAUCGAGUGUCGCCUCAAUUAUCAUUACCGGAUCUUGAUGCUAACAUUACCGGGAUUGAGGCGUUGACCUUUCGUACUUAG
Messenger RNA from Penicillium cosmopolitanum, 2226 nucleotides. RefSeq names its product protein kinase domain-containing protein. NCBI's taxonomy places the organism in Eukaryota, Fungi, Ascomycota, Eurotiomycetes, Eurotiales, Aspergillaceae. The coding region runs from base 1 to 2226 and encodes 741 amino acids. Gene Ontology annotation, molecular function: ATP binding; protein kinase activity. The record is from RefSeq and is a predicted model, not a curated record. Gene Ontology annotation, biological process: protein phosphorylation. The transcript has 2 exons.